AUGCAUCGAUAUCUGGUAAACAGAUAUUGCGAGACGGUUCACGGCCUCUACCCGAUCAUCGACGGAGUCCUGCCGUACCUGGAAGAACCUCCAGAUUCGCUUUCAGCAUUGGCCCCGUCAGAGUCUUUCGUGCUGCAUAUGGUCUACUCCAUUGCGUGCCACUGCUUGCCCGGUAACGAUUGUCAGCUUCUUCUCCUGUCGGAUGUCUUCUAUCGGCAAGCUCUAGUCCACGUGGAAAGGAUCACAGCCGAGCUGAAUCUGGAAGCCCUCCAGGCUGUCUCGCUGUUGGCCUUACGGAGCACCUUCGAUGCACAAAACGGAAACUUGGGACAGCAGAUCGCAUUCGCACAUCGGCUGGAAGUAGAGCUGAGCGCUCGGGAAGUGGAGGACACCACCACCCCAGCAUUGCGGCGUCUGCGAACGUCGAUAUUUUCCCUCGGCAACCAGGUCGCGACCGUUUUAGACAGACCUUCGGGACUUAUGGAGCCGGAGGAGGCGGCAUAUUUCGACACCUCUGUCGCAAGUCAGCUUCUUUGCACCAUGUACGUCGCACAGUCCAGGUUUCGCAGUGGCACUGCUUUGGAUCACCUUGGUAUGGAAGGGUUGACAUCGAAUGUCGAUACAACGCAUUCACCACUACUCGUUGCAGCCUUGCAUGAGACGCGCUUUUUGAUUCAACCUGAUGUUGAGUCGGCUUCGCAAUUGUUGGAGACAUAUGCGUCCGACGACAUGGUAUUGAAUGUUUUCACUUCUCACUGGGCGUACAAGGCUGCGACCUUCUUUUUUAAAGAUAGCUCGAGUGAGACGGGCCUCCAGCAUGGGGUCCUUGCUCACAGGGUUCUCGAGAGAUGUGCUCAAAAAUGGCCAAAUGCCCGAGCUCUUCAAGACGCGCUGUCUGCUCCUCCGCCAGGUUGA
Messenger RNA from Exophiala dermatitidis NIH/UT8656, 915 nucleotides. RefSeq lists its product as uncharacterized. The record is from RefSeq and is a predicted model, not a curated record. Bases 1 to 915 code for a protein of 304 amino acids. NCBI's taxonomy places the organism in Eukaryota, Fungi, Ascomycota, Eurotiomycetes, Chaetothyriales, Herpotrichiellaceae. The transcript is spliced from 2 exons.